Molecule: messenger RNA, 2787 nt
Organism: Sturnus vulgaris (Common starling)
Lineage: Eukaryota; Metazoa; Chordata; Aves; Passeriformes; Sturnidae
Gene: NKAIN2
Product: sodium/potassium transporting ATPase interacting 2
Biological process (GO): regulation of sodium ion transport
Source: RefSeq, a predicted model, not a curated record
GGCGCGGGACGGCGGCGCGGGGUGCCGGGAGCCAUGGGCUAUUGCAGCGGCCGGUGCACGCUGGUGGCCGUGUGCGGCGCGCAGCUGGUUUCUGUGCUCGAGAGGCAGAUAUUUGACUUCCUUGGUUAUCAGUGGGCACCCAUCCUCGCAAAUUUUAUACACAUUAUUAUAGUCAUACUUGGCUUAUUUGGAACCAUCCAGUAUAGACCUCGUUACAUAACAGGAUAUGCUAUCUGGCUGGUCCUUUGGGUUACAUGGAACGUGUUUGUUAUCUGCUUCUAUUUGGAGGCUGGAGACCUUUCAAAGGAAACAGAUCUCAUUCUGACCUUUAACAUCUCCAUGCACCGUUCUUGGUGGAUGGAGAAUGGGCCAGGCUGCACCGUGACCUCAGUAACCCCAGCACCAGACUGGGCACCAGAGGAUCAUCGUUAUAUCACUGUCUCGGGGUGCUUCCUGGAAUAUCAGUACAUAGAAGUGGCUCACAGUUCCCUUCAGAUCUUCCUUGCACUGGCAGGCUUCAUCUAUGCCUGUUAUGUUGUGAAGUGUAUUACUGAAGAAGAGGACAGCUUUGAUUUCAUAGGUGGAUUUGACUCUUACGGCUAUCAAGGUCCACAGAAGACAUCUCAUUUACAGCUACAGCCCAUGUAUAUGUCAAAGUAAACAUGGGGACUACUCAAGGUGGGCUGGAGGACCUUUCAAAAAAUCUCUUUCAGGAUGGCCUCCUGGUUCUCCAAAGAGAAAAGAAAUCCAGUUGUUGUGCUACAAAUAGUGUAUAAAAGCUGAUUGAACAGUGAGACAGAAAACAACAGAGAUCUUCAGCCUCUCUUUCUAACAGGUACUAAAGGAGAUGCCCCAGACCCCCUCCUUGGACCUCCUGCCUCGCAGCACCAGAGGGACACAGCAGAGGCAUUGGUGCCACCUUUUGUCCCUUUCUUUCCCCUGCCACCGCCAGCAGGGCCCAUCUGGAUUAAGACAUGAACCCAGCCCAGCCCAGUCAGUGCUGUGGGAGCCUCCUCCACACUCUGGGCCACGUUGAGUCUCCUCAGUCCACACAACACUGAAAUACCAGGAUGACCUUGCAGCAGAAGUCAAUAGACAGCGCAUUGUUUGCCCUGAAGGCUGUACAGUUCAUACUUGCCUUAACCCAACUGCGUUGCACAUUAGAGAAACUACGUGCAAGCUUUCUGAAGUUAACAUGCUGCUGUUAACUCUGAACGAUUUCAAAGUCAGUGGUUUUCUUCUGUUUGGUUUUGCUUUGUUUUCAUGUCAGGGAAUAAGGCUCUGUUGGUCCAUGGCUCCAGAGCAACCAAGUAGAAAACUGCCAGCUGUCUGAUAAGUGCUUUACUUUUGGGGCUCCACAGUGGUCAAGAAACAGUUUAUAAUGAUUAAAAAGAAAAAUGAAUAAAUAAAUAAAUGAGACCUUUUGGGGGUCAGGGUGGGGAAAGGGGUAACAGAAACUAAUAAUUGAACCUACUGGAAAUAAGCAGCAGAAAUAGUGCUUCUUAAUCCCGCUGGUUUUAUUUAUUGCACUGUAGGUGCUUUUAUAGCUAUCUCUAAACAUCUUUUACUAACUACAGACACAUCUGCAGAUUUCUAUGAACAAAGGCCAACUGAAUAUGUACUAGCUACGUUUACUCUUUUAUAUCUUAUUUCAACUAAAAUUUCUCUGUAAGUGAACUUUUUUUUCUAAUUGCACCAUAAGGGAUCCACAUAUUUUAUUUUUCGAUUUUGGUUGAAGAGGGCAGGGAGGGACUAGUUGAGUUGAAGAAAUACUGAAGACCUUUUUGUGGUAUAUUUGGGGGAUCUGUUGUGUGUUAGAACGUGUAUUUUAUCUUCCUGUAUUAUUGUGGCUGAAAAAACUCUGUGCUGUUAUGUAGUUGGCAACAAGAUGCCUUUGGGAAUUUUGCUAGUAGGUCAAUGUGUAUAUGAAAUACUCUGAACUCCUAGGAACAUAUGUUUUAUUCUACAUCUGAUCUGUAUUUUCAAGAACGUAGACGGCUUUCACUAGGAAAACCCAAUAUUUUGCUCAGGUUUUUCAGGAACUUGGAUUGUCAUUGUUUCUUUGCUCAGACCUUGCAUAGACAAACGCACGCACCUACCACACCUGAGGUGACCACAUAGCUUUUGAGGGCAAGAGGGAAGGUCAGUGCUUGGAAAUGCUCGAGGCACCCCCGAGCAACUCCCUUUUCCCUGCUGGCCAAACCCUUGCUCCAAAGGCCUGUGCACUCACACCACUCACCCAUCCCUGUACGAGCCAGUGCCCUUUGCUGUGUCUGCAUGGAUGUACAGUGUCACAAGCAGCAACUCUGGACAAUGACAGAGGAACAGGCAUUCCCCAGAGAACACAAGAUACGGGACAUGUUCAGGAACUAUACCUACAUUGAUUCGGUGAGAUUUAUAUAGAUAUAGGUAGAUAUAUAUAUAUGUAAGUGUGUGAAUGUGUGUGUAUGUCUAUGUAUAUAAAAUACACAGGACUAACUAUUGUUGGGGGCUGCAUCACCCAGGAAGAUUCUGAUGCAGUGUACUGAGGGUUCCCAUCUCAGAUACGGCUGGGAAUUUCAUGCGUGAAACAUGAAUGUCCCCUAGGCCUGAUCCUGUAAAGCAUUCAUUGCUGGUUUGGAUCUCAAAUUUAAAUUUUCAUACUUGGGUACCUGAAAAUCUGAGUUCCUACUGGAUAGAGCUGCUUUUCACCCCCUGGAAACUCCAUGCAACUUCCAACUGACAAGCUGAAAUUUCCCAUAACUUGAAAGAUUUUAAAAGUUUCUACUUUUAUGUAGUAUUAAAUAU